AGAGAGAGAGAGAGAGAGAGAGAGGGAGAAAGAAGGAGGGAGAGGAGAAAGCGGAGGGGGGGUAUAUAAGAAUGGUAGGUGGGAGUGGGGUCUGACCGCAAAGUGUCUACUGUUUAAGAGAAAGGGACUUCUCCCCCCCUCUCUCUCUUUCAGUGGCUCCCUCUCUCUGGCUGCAGCGCCAGCAGGCUCCCUGCCUCCGUGGAUCACUACUGCUGAGAGGGGAAAAAAGAGAGAGAGAGAGUGAGUAAGAGAGAGAGAGAGAGAGAGAGAGAGAGAGAAAUGACACAACUUGCAUCUCUCUAGGGAAAAAAAGACAGCUCAGAGAAAAAAAAAGUCACAAAAAGAAGCUUUGCAGAGAUUUGAAGUUUGGAGUGGCACAUAGUAGAAUAAAGAAGAGCGCAUCCUUUCAGACACUAAGUUCUAAAGUUCCAGUCAAAGAAGAAAAGUACCUUCUUUUACACUACUGUUGACUGAAUCAAGCAUCAGAGUGAGAGAGUCAUCAUGGGGAUGCGAGGCCUGCUUCUGGCCUAUGUCACUAUGGCCAUUCUGUUGGAUCUCUCCAUGGCUGGCCUGCUGAGGAAAGUGAUCAGGCACAGAAGAGAGUCGCUAACUCCACCCAAAUCCGAGAACACAACCCUACCUGAUCCAGACCAACCAGUGGUCUUCAACCAUGUAUACAACAUCAAUGUCCCAACCGGAUCCUUGUGUUCUGUGGACCUGGAUUCACCUGGAGGAUCAGAAAUGAAGCCCAGGUCUGUCCAGUCUGAGCAGCACAUUGAGCACACUGUGGAUGGAGAAAACCAGAUAGUCUUCACACACAGAAUUAACAUACCCAAGCAAGCUUGUGGGUGUGAUAACCAAAUGCCAGACCUUAAAGAUCUGCUAAACAGGCUAGAGAUGUUGGAGGCUGAAGUGUCUAGUCUGAGGGAGCAGUGUACCAGUGGGGCUGGCUGCUGUGGAGCUCAAGUUACAGGUGAGGUCGCUACCAAGCCAUAUUGCAACGGUCGUGGCAACUACAGUAUUGAAACCUGUAGUUGUGUGUGUGAGCCCGGCUGGAAAGGGCCCAACUGCUCUGAGACAGAUUGCCCUAAUUUCUGCCAAGAUCAAGGCCGCUGUGUGGAUGGGAAAUGUGUCUGUUUUGAGGGCUUUGGUGGAGAGGACUGCGGAAUUGAGCUGUGCCCUGUGGAUUGUGGCGAAUUUGGCCAGUGCAUUGAUGGGGCUUGCAUAUGUGCAGAAGGUUACAUGGGUGAGGACUGCUCCAUAACCAAUUGCUUAAACAACUGCCUGGGUAGGGGACGCUGUGUGGAUGGCGAGUGCUUGUGCAAUGAGCCAUGGACGGGCUUUGACUGCUCAGAGCUUAUAUGUCCUAAUGACUGCUAUGACCGUGGUCGUUGCAUCAACGGGACCUGCUACUGUGAUGAGGGCUUCACUGGGGAGGACUGUGGGGAGAUCACCUGCCCAGAUAACUGUAACAAUAAAGGCAUAUGUGUUAAUGGUCAGUGUGUCUGCAAUUUCGGCUAUAGCGGAGAAGACUGCUCCAAGCUUACAUGUCCAAAUGACUGCAACGAGAGAGGCCACUGCUUCAAUGGGAGAUGUAUCUGUGAUCCUGGCUUCCAAGGUGAGGACUGUAGCAUCCUCUCAUGCCCUGAUAAUUGCAAUGACAGGGGUAAAUGUGUCGAUGGGAAAUGUGUAUGUGAUCCUGGAUACCAAGGUGAUGAUUGUUCUGAGCUCUCCUGUCCCAAUGAUUGUCAUAACCAUGGACGCUGUAUUGAUGGAAAGUGCAUUUGCAAGCAAGGCUUUGCAGGAGAGGACUGUAGCAUCAAAACAUGCCCCAAUGACUGUCAUGACCAUGGUGAAUGUGUGGAUGGCAAAUGUGUCUGCCAUGUUGGCUUCACAGGUGAAGACUGCAGUGAGAUGACUUGCCUUAACAACUGUCACAACCGAGGACAAUGUGUAAAUGGUCAGUGUGUGUGCAAAGAAGGAUUUACUGGGGUGGACUGCAGUGAGUUGACAUGUCUUAACAACUGUCACAAUCGUGGACAAUGUGUGAAUGGUCAGUGUGUGUGCAAAGAAGGAUUCACUGGGGUGGACUGCAGUGAGUUGACAUGUCUUAACAAUUGUCACAAUCGUGGACAAUGUGUGAAUGGUCAGUGUGUGUGCAGCGAAGGAUUUACUGGGGUGGACUGCAGUGAGUUGACAUGUCUUAACAACUGUCACAAUCGUGGACAAUGUGUGAAUGGUCAGUGUGUGUGCAGAGAAGGAUUUACUGGGGUGGACUGCAGUGAGUUGACAUGUCUUAACAACUGUCACAAUCGUGGACAAUGUGUGAAUGGUCAGUGUGUGUGCAGAGAAGGAUUUACUGGGGUGGACUGCAGUGAGUUGACAUGUCUUAACAACUGUCACAAUCGUGGACAAUGUGUGAAUGGUCAGUGUGUGUGCAGCGAAGGAUUUACCGGUGAAGACUGUAGUGAAUUGACAUGUCUUAACGACUGUCACAACCAAGGACAAUGUGUGAAUGGUCAGUGUGUUUGCAGCGAAGGAUAUACUGGGGAGGACUGCAGUGAAAAAACGUGUCCCAACAACUGCCUGGAUCGUGGGUAUUGUGACAAUGGACAGUGUGUCUGCUAUGUGGGUUACACUGGCAUUGACUGCUCAGAGAUGACCUGCCCAGGAAACUGCAAUGACCAAGGCCACUGCUUGAAAGGCAUGUGCAUCUGUGAUUUGGGAUUCACUGGGGAAGACUGCUCUGAAAUCACCCCACCAAGGGACCUUGUUGUGACUGAAGUCACUCCAGAGACCGUGGAUGUGAAAUGGGUCAAUGAAGUCGAGGUGACAGAAUACCUAAUCACCUACAUGCCUACUGCUCCUGGUGGUUUAGAGUUAGAUAUGCGAGUACCUGGUGAAAAAAGGUCUGCUACUAUUAGGGAGUUGGAGCCUGGCGUGGAAUAUUUAAUCAGUGUCUAUGCUGUUCUAAAUAACAAGAUGAGCAUUCCUGUGAGUGCCAGAGUGGCAACACAUCUUCCGGAGCCUGAAGGUCUUAAGUUUAAAGCCGUGAGAGAGACAUCGGUGGAAGUUCAGUGGGAUCCUCUUAAUGUCCCCUUUGAUGGUUGGAACCUCAUCUUCAGAAAUACAAAAGAGGAGAAUGGAGAGAUUUUGAAUGAAUUGUCUCCACCGGAGACUACCUUUGAGCAAUCUGGUCUGGGCCCUGGCCAGGAGUAUGAAGUUAAACUUGAGGUAUUAAAGAACAAAACUCGUGGACCUCCAGCAAGCAAGAAUGUGGUUACAAUGAUUGACGCUCCUAGCCAGGUGGAUGUCCGAGAUGUAACGGAUACUACUGCUCUGAUCACCUGGUUCCAGCCCAUAGCUCAGGUGGAUGGCAUCUCUGUGUCCUAUGGCCCUAUCACUGGCUCCGCAGACAGCCGCACAUUGGAACUGUCAUCAGUCGACACCCAGUACCACCUGUCUGAACUCUAUCCUGACACAGAGUACAGUGUGUCCCUCAUGGCCCGCCGAGGCGAAGUGACUAGCGUUCCUGUCCUUGAGACCUUCACCACAGAUCUAGAUGCACCUACGAACCUGAGGGCCGUAGAUCAGACAGACGAGAGCAUCACGUUGGAGUGGAGAAACAGCCAAGCCAAUGUUCCCAGCUACCGCAUCAAAUACGGACCACUAUCUGGAGGGGAACACGGGGAGCUGACCUUCCCUACAGGUCCAGAGGACACCACGCAGGCCAAGAUUUCAGGUCUCAGGCCUGGGACUGAGUACGGCAUGGGAGUGACCGCAAUCAAAGAUGAGAAGGAAAGUGCUCCCACCACCACGAAUGCUGUGACUGACCUUGAUGCUCCUAAAGAUCUGGAGGUGAGCGAGGCCACAGAAAACACAUUGGUGCUGAUCUGGAGGAGACCUGUAGCUACGAUAGAUGUCUACAAGCUGGUGUUCGUGGCUGCUGAUGGCCACAAGGCCGAGAUCGAAGUUCCGGAUAGUGUCAGCACCUACAUACUGAAGGACCUGAAACCUGGCAUGCUGUACACCAUCACCAUGAUCGCUGAACGAGGGAGGAAGAAGAGCGCUCCAGCGAGCAUUCAGGCAUCUACAGACAAUGAAAAGCCCCUAGUGGGCAACAUUACCAUCUCUGCGGUAUCCUGGGACGGCUUCAAUAUAUCCUGGGAUCUGAAGAGGGACGAGUUUGAUGGCUUUCUGAUCGAGGUGGCUGACCCAGAUGGUCUUUCUGAAGGCCAGAACCACACUGUCUCAGGACAGACGCACAGCUUGGCUAUCACUGAUCUCUCUCCUAGCACUUUCUACAGGGUCGUUCUAUAUGGCCUGUACAGGGGAGAUCUCUUAGAGCCAGUGUUUGGGGAGGCUAUCACAGAGGCAGAACCUGAGGUGGAGCUUCUUUUCGCCUCCAACAACAAGCCGGACGGUUUUAUGCUGCAGUGGACGGCUCCUGAAGAAAUCUUUGAAACGUUUAUUAUCAAACUCUCUGACGGAUCGGGCAAGCAAAGGCAGAUGAGUGUAUCAGGAGACAAGAGAGUAGACGUGAUCUCUGGCCUCAAUGAGGCUACAGAGUAUGAAAUUGAGCUCUUUGGGACAAUUGGAGGACGGAACUUCAAGCCCAUUUCUGUGAAAGCUCUAACAGGUCUGGGCAAACUAAAGGGUAUUCACUUCUCUGAUGUCACCGAUACCUCCGCCAUCGUUCACUGGACUGCCCCCCAUUACCAAGUCGAUGCCUACCGAGUCACCUACCUGCCCAUUCAUGGAGGCACUCCCAUAACAGCCACAGUGGGUCAACAUAAAUCCCAGAUUGCCCUGUCCAACCUGACACCCGGGGUGACCUACAGAGUGAGCAUCAUAUCAUUGAAGGGUCUGGAGGAGAGUGAGCCAGCCUCUGAUACUUUUACAACAGGUCUGGGACAACCAAAAGGCAUUCGCUUCUCUGAUAUCGCUGAGACAUCUGCCACUGUCCACUGGACUGUCCCCCAUUAUCACGUCGAUGGCUACCGAGUCACCUACACACCCAGUCAUGAAGACACUCCCAUAACAGUCACAGUGGGUGGAGGCGAAUCCCACACUGUCCUGCCCAAACUGACACCCGGGAUGACUUACCGCGUGAGCGUCACAUCAAUGAAGGGUCAGGAGGAGAGUGAGCCAGCUUCUGAUACUUUUACAACAGGUCUGGGACAACCAAAAGGCAUUCGCUUCUCUGAUAUCACUGAUACCUCUGCCACUGUCCACUGGACUGUCCCCCAUUAUCACAUCGACAACUACCGAGUCACCUAUGCACCCAUUCAUGAAGGCACUCCCAUGACAAUCAUAGUGGGUGGAGGUGAAUCCCAGACCGUCCUGCCCAACCUGACACCUGGGGUGACCUACCGCGUGAGCGUCAAAUCCGUGAAGGGUCAGGAGGAGAGUGAGCCAGCUUCUGACACUUUUACAACAGGUCUGAGCAAACUAAGGGGUAUUCGUGUCUCCGAUGUCUCGGAAACCUCUGCCACCAUUCACUGGAUUGUUCCCCAUUACCACAUUGACAGCUACAGAGUCACCUACACACCCACUAAUGCAGAAAGUCCAGUAACAGUCAUAGUGGGUGGAGGUGAAUCCCAGACUGUUCUUCCCAACCUGACACCUGGGGUGACCUACCAAGUGAGCGUCAUAUCAGUGAAGGGUCAGGAGGAGAGUGAGCCAGCCUCUGAAAUUUUUACAACAGUUCUGGGCAAACUAAAGGGUAUUCGCUUCUCUGAUGUCACUGAUACCUCUGCCACCGUUCAUUGGGCUAUCCCUCGUUAUCGCGUUGACAGUUACAGAGUCAGCUACGUGCCCAUUCAAGGAGGAAGAUCUAUGGCAAUCACAGUGGAUGGAAGUGAAUCACAGACUGUGCUGCCCAACCUGACACCUGGAGUGACCUACCAAGUGAGCAUCAUAUCAGUGAAGGGUCUGCAGGAUAGUGAGCCAGCUUCUGAUACAGUAACAACUGCUUUGGACAAGCCUCAUGGAUUGGUAGCAGUCAACAUCACGGAUACCACGGCGCUCUUGCACUGGCAGCCUACAAUUGCCACAGUGGAUGGAUACGUGAUCACCUACAGCACAGAAUCAAUACCCCCAAUAACAGAGCGAGUUUCUGGAAACAUUGUGGAGUUUGAGAUGAGCUCGCUCUACCCUGGCACUGAGUACAACGUCAAAGUCUACGCAGUGAGGGAAGCAGCCAAGAGUGCAGCCACGACCACACAGUUUACUACCGAUAUUGAUUCCCCUGAGGACCUGGAAGCCAGUAAUAUCCAGACAGAGACCGCUACACUGACCUGGAAGGCACCACAAGCACAAAUCACUGGCUACAUCCUCACCUACGAGUCUGCUGAUGGUACAGUCCGGGAGGUCGUCCUCAGCCCCACAUCCACGUCAUACAACAUGAAUCAGCUCAGUGCCUCCACAGAGUACACAGCGCGCCUGCAGGCCAUCUCCGGCCCCCUGAGGAGCCACAUCAUCUCCACUGUUUUUACCACCAUCGGAGUCCUAUACAGACAUCCGAAGGACUGCUCCCAAGCUCUGCUGAAUGGAGACACCACCUCAGGCCUUCACACGAUUUACCUGCGUGGUGAUGAAAGCCAGCCCUUGCAGGUCUACUGCGACAUGACUACAGACGGAGGCGGCUGGAUCGUAUUUGUCAGGAGGCAGAGUGGUAAACUGGAUUUCUUCCGUAACUGGAGGAACUACACUGCAGGAUUUGGGGACAUGAAUGAUGAAUUCUGGCUGGGUCUCUCGAACCUGCAUAAGAUCACCUCUUUCGGCCAGUACGAGUUGCGAGUGGAUCUCAGAGAUAAGGGUGAGCAGGCAUACGCUCAGUACGACAAGUUCUCUGUAUCGGAGCCACGCAGUCGCUAUAAGGUCCACGUGGGAGGCUACAGCGGCACUGCAGGCGAUUCGAUGACUUACCACAACGGCCGUCCUUUCUCGACUUACGACCACGAUAAUGACAUCGCUGUCACCAACUGUGCCCUCUCGUACAAGGGAGCUUUCUGGUAUAAGAACUGCCAUCGGGUCAACAUCAUGGGACGAUAUGGAGACAACAGUCACAGCAAAGGUGUGAACUGGUUCCACUGGAAGGGUCACGAGCACUCCAUUGAGUUUGCCGAAAUGAAGCUCAGACCGUCCAACUUCAGAAACUUCGAGGGAAGAAGAAAGCGAUCGUAAAAGAUUCAUUUUAAAAAAAGCAAAUGUAAAAAAAAAAAAAAAGCCCUCCUUUUUGCCAUUCUGCCCUUACUGCAUCAGUUCAACCUUUUCAGCUACCAAAGCAGAAGCUUCGCUGUAUCUCCCUCAUCUCUCUCUUUCUCUCUCCAUCUCUCUUUCUCUUCCUCAUUUAAUAACGCAGUUAUAAUUGACCUCUAUGAGUCCUUGGUCCAGGCCAGAGCUCGGCAUUGAUCGCAUACGGCGCCAGUAGCUUCAGUGCCGGUCAGCUUCAUUCACACUCACAAGUCUAUAUAUGAGAAGUUCACUCUCUCACUCACACACACAAACACACACACACACACACACCAAAGACCGCAAUCUUGAGCUAAAUCUUUCAGAAAGCACACUGUUAGAAGAGGUGACUAUUUUCAAUUUACAAAAAUAACAUAUCUGUUUCUAUACCCCAUCUGGCCACGGUAAUUCAAGUACGGUUUGUGUUCCAAGGGUGGAAUGUUUGUUUGUUUGUGUGUGUGUGAGUGUGUGUGUGUGUGUGUGCUCUUUUUUAGUGUUUGGUGCCUCUUCACUGUUUUAAGCGCCUCACGUUGAACUUUCAUGCAUCCAGUGGAGACGUUGAAACCCAUUUUGUGAAUAUUAGUCUCAGUGUGACACAUUAAACGACCCCCUGUCCUUCUACCAUCAUUCCAGCUGACCAGACAGGAAGGAAGGAAUGUCAUCAUGUAGCAUGUUUCCUGACAUUUGCACCAGAUAGACCACACACAAGUCUCGGUUUUAGACCUACAGACACUGUUCCAUCAUCAUCACCAUGCACAGUGUGGUGUGUUUCUUUCGCAACCUAUUGCAUGCUACGUUAAAGAGGCUGGUGCUGAUUUUUUCACUUGAUGACCUGGUGAUUUGGCAGUGUCACUGCAACUGGGACGCACAACUAGGUGUUUCAGUUGGUUUUUUAGCAACCGCAUCUGCUCUGAAGUAAAGGCAGGACCUAUAUCAGUACGUCGCUGAUGUAAGCAAGUUCACGCAGGCAGAUUAUGAGUGAAUAUGAUCAUGAACGAGAGCCAUAAGGUUAAUGUUGUGCAGCAGAUGAAUACUUAAGAAAGGCCACUUUCAUUUUGUAAUCAACAUUGUACAUUUAUAUAAAAGGUAUUGUACACAAAAUGAAUUAAUAUACAGAGUGAGUCCUCGUGUCCUCCCCACUGCCCCUCUUUCCCUCCCCUGACUCUGACACCUUUCCUGCUAUAGACUAAACCACUGACCCUAUAAAAUACCUGUGUAAAUUAAAGUCUCUUGUUCGGUAUUUGAAUAUGAUUUGUUUGUUCGUUUGUUCGUCUUUUUUUUUAAUUGGGUGAACAACAGCUGUUUCUCUGUAACCCAUAUUACAAUAAAAUGGAUUUUGUUUUUAAAAUA
Messenger RNA from Hemibagrus wyckioides, 8586 nucleotides. It is a transcript of the gene tncb, whose product is annotated as tenascin Cb. Bases 502 to 7188 code for a protein of 2228 amino acids. Gene Ontology annotation, molecular function: protein binding. The transcript is spliced from 31 exons. NCBI's taxonomy places the organism in Eukaryota, Metazoa, Chordata, Actinopteri, Siluriformes, Bagridae. The record is from RefSeq and is a predicted model, not a curated record.